This is a messenger RNA of Cladocopium goreaui, 438 nucleotides long. The record is from the annotation of a GenBank genome assembly. Lineage: Eukaryota; Dinophyceae; Suessiales; Symbiodiniaceae.
AUGGAGCACAAGGACCUGAAGGAAAUGCUCAGCAAGAUGAGCGAUGACCACAACACACUUCUGACCAAAGCCUUGACGCUGGCAGGAAAGCCUGGAAGUAAUAUGCGCCGUGCUAUUUGGCUCUGGAAUGAAGACGUGUGUGCGGAAGCUCUUGGGGAGAAUGAGCUGGAGGGGGAGAUUCCAAAAUGCAACGGAAAACAGCUUCUGAUGGAAGAAGUGAAGUUCGAGAAGGGUGAUGACCAAAAAAAGGUGGACACCAUGGUGAAGCGAGUCAUCCAGAUGUUCAUGGAGGAUCAAGCACAGGCUGAGAUUCCGUACGUGCCCCCAGAAAGCGCCAAAGGUCGUGCGGUUUGGAUGUGGAAUCAGGACCAAGUGAAGGAGUUCCUGGGCGAAGUUGAAAUUGAAGUGGACAUCGCCUCUGGGAUGCUUGGCUUGUGA